UCUUCUUGGACACCACCAGAGUUCCUCCACCACUUCUUUGCACCACCCUCCUCCGUGGUAGCUGCUGCUUCAUUUCCCCUCCAUUUCAGUAGUUCUGUUGCCUCGCAGAAAGUGCUGAGCCGGGGUGCUCGGACUCUGGCCACUUUCCUUCUUUCUCUCCGACUUUGGGCAUGAGGGUCUGCCUCUCCUUAGGACCAGAAGCUUCGGGGUCGAGCUCUUCGCUGGGCUGCUCCGCGCUCCCAGGGCCGGCGCCGGGUGCGCAGCGAGCAGCACGUCCCGCCCCUCCGGGAGGGGUGUGACCUGAGAGUUUAGAUAGGAGGUGCCGGCUGUCGGGCACACCCGGCGGCCCGCGGAGCUUCCUCAGCGGCGCAGCCUCUCCGCCCGAGGCGCGCAUGGAGCGGCGGGGUUCUCCUCCGCACCCGGACGCCGGCGUCCUGGCCCUCCCGCAGCCUCCACUCUGGCCCACCGCGCCGCCCACCAUGAUGCCGUCGUUCUACCGCUGCCAAAACAGCACCUCGGUGGAGAAGGGCUACGCGGCGACAAUGGGCUGGGUGCUCUUCAGCGCGGGCCUCCUGGGCAACCUGCUGGCUCUGGGGCUGCUGGCGCGCUCGGGGCUGGGGUCGUGCCCGCUGCGCUCACCGCGCCCGCAGCCAUCCGUCUUCUACGUGCUGGUGUGCGGGCUGACUGUCACCGACUUGCUGGGCAAGUCCCUGGUGAGCCCCUUCGUGCUGGCGGCCUACUCGCAGAACCGGAGCCUGUGGGGGCUGCUUCCCCCUCCUGGCAGCUCGCUGUGCGAAGCCUUCGCCUUCAUCAUGUCCUUCUUCGGGCUCGCCUCGACGCUGCAGCUCCUGGCCAUGGCCAUGGAGUGCUGGCUAUCCCUGGGGCACCCCUUCUUUUACCGACAGCACAUCACCCUGCGCAGGGGCGCGCUUGUGGCGCCCGUCGUGGGAGCCUUCUGCUUGGCUUUCUGCGCGCUGCCCUUCGCGGGCUUCGGGAAGUUCGUGCAGUACUGCCCCGGCACUUGGUGCUUUAUCCAGAUGGUCCAUGAGGAGCGCUCGCUGUCGGUGCUGGGCUACUCAGUGCUCUACGCCAGCCUCAUGGCGGUGUUGGUCCUCGCCAUCGUGCUGUGCAAUGUGGGCGCCAUGCGCAACCUCUACGCGAUGCACCGGCGGCUGCAGCGGCUCCCGCGUUCCGGGACCAGGGAGCGUGCGGAGCCCAGCGCCGGCGACAGGAAGGCGACCCCGCAGCCCCUGGAAGAGAUGGAUCACCUCCUGCUGCUUGCCUUCAUGACGAUGCUCUUCACCGUGUGCUCCCUGCCUUUAAUUUAUCGUGCUUACUAUGGAGCAUUUAAAGCUGUCGACAAGAAAAAUGAAACUUCUGAAGUCGGAGACCUCCGUGCCUUGCGUUUUCUAUCUGUGAUCUCAAUUGUGGACCCUUGGAUUUUCAUCAUUUUCAGAACAUCAGUAUUUCGGAUGUUUUUCCACAAGAUUUUUAUAAGGCCUCUUAUGUAUAGAAAUUGUCACAGCAAUUCCUGCCAAACUGAGAUAGAAUCCAGGCUAUGACAAUGUUUUACACUCUCUGGUAAGCUGAGGAAUGUAUCACACUUGCCGUCAAAGAACCACGACAAAAAAAAUCUUACAACUUAAAUCCUUAAAAGUUAUCUCCCAUAACAAAACAUCUAAAGGUAUUUUCAAAAGUAUUUGAUAUCUUAACUAUGUAUUGUCACUCUAUAUCCAUGAACCAGUUCAGCAGAUUUUUUCAUUUCAGGUUAUUAAUAGCGACUAAAAUUUCAUGUAUUGUAAACAGUGUUAUUGGUCUUAAAGAGAUGAUAUUAAUUGUUAUGACAUUUGUACUCGGUGUACCUAAUUUUUUAUUUAAACCCAAUAGAAACAUCACUGUCUAGUUACGUGAUGGGUGUUAAAAUUUCUUACCUAAUUCAUUUCUAGUGAAACCUGAUGUGUUUACUUUGUAUCAUAAUUACCCAUUUCAUUAUUUUCUUUGCCAAUUGAUGUAAAUAUGCGUAAAUUAUAGAGACUCCUCAGAGGAGUGAGGUGGGAAAUAUAGCCAAAUCAGGAGUUCGGAGGGGCCUUUCCACAGCCACCAUCUGGAAGGUGUUCACUGCCUCAUGUGGAGAGGCAAAGCUAUAAAUAAGUAGACACAAAGCAAGAUGUGACUAUGCCCACAACCCAGAGAAGAAAAAUUAAUUUUUAUCUUUUAAAUUACAGUUUCUUGUGUAUUGAAACAGGAAUGUCAGUAGGAAUCAAAAGUUUAGAGUGGGCUACAAAAUAUUGUUUCAAUUUUGGCACCUCCAUUUCAUAAGUUUAUCGUGUUAAUGAAUUCUUUAGGGGAGGGAUUUAUGCUUCUUUGAAAAACAGUGAUGUGUGACUUACCAGAGAGCCGUGUUCACUACCUGUGGUUGUGUGAAGCAGCAGGGCAUUCCACACAUCAAAAAGCCCAGCCAGGUCUCAGGCAACCUCACCUCAGGGUGGUGGCAAUGACCUUAACAUCUACCUAUUAACAAUCAUAUUCUGCUCUUUGUGUAGGAAGUAAGAUUUUACGGAGGUUCCUGAGAGCUAUGCACUUUCCAGACAGGCGCAGGAUGGGCUCAGAUGGAGCACAACUGAGCACUUUAAUUGUACAUUUAAAUGUUUACAAAGCUUAGCAACACUAUGAUCCAAAGGGAAAAGUGGGGAAAAUACAGCUGCAGUUCUUAAAACAAACAAGAGACUCUAAACCCAACUCAAGUAAGAACUUUCACCUUUAGUGAAAGAACAGACUGGGGACAUGAGCGGGGGUUUCAGCAUCUCUAGAGUCCCUUUAUACCCCAAUACAUGCAGUGGAGAGCCGACUACAUUUGAGUAGACCUGAGACCCCCAUUCUGCCAUCUGUUCCAAAGACAAGAGGAUUUGCCUUUUGCCUUAUUUCCAAUUUAGCAGCAACCCCAUUUUUCACCUCUGGUUUAUCUCAGUGAUUGUAUUAACCUGGGUACGUAUGUGUGAGGUAUUUUUGUAUAGCAACACUGUGAAAUGGGCAAAUUAGAAAUAUGUGAAUUAUAAGUUGAGAGUACGAUGUGAUGAAAAAUGCAGUCAUUUUCAAAGUUUAACUUUCGUUUGUAUAUUUAUUGUGUAAGUACAUGCGUGUUUUAUUGUCAGAGGAAGUGCAUCUUUGUGCUCUCCUUUUGGGAGGUGUGGUAUGAUAAUUGUCGAGGUAAUUUGAAAAGACCCCAGAUGAACCAAUAAACAUAACUUUAUAAUAUUUUGCAGAAGAUUUACUUUUCUCCAAAUAAAAACAAGAAAAAGUUUUAGUUUUCUUUU
Rhinolophus ferrumequinum (greater horseshoe bat) is the source of this 3314-nucleotide messenger RNA. RefSeq names its product prostaglandin D2 receptor (gene PTGDR). Gene Ontology annotation, cellular component: plasma membrane. The record is from RefSeq and is a predicted model, not a curated record. Gene Ontology annotation, biological process: G protein-coupled receptor signaling pathway; inflammatory response; positive regulation of cytosolic calcium ion concentration. NCBI's taxonomy places the organism in Eukaryota, Metazoa, Chordata, Mammalia, Chiroptera, Rhinolophidae. Bases 393 to 1562 code for a protein of 389 amino acids. The transcript has 2 exons. Gene Ontology annotation, molecular function: prostaglandin D receptor activity.